Messenger RNA from Mustela lutreola (European mink), 1051 nucleotides. RefSeq names its product synaptobrevin homolog YKT6-like. The record is from RefSeq and is a predicted model, not a curated record. The transcript has a single exon. Gene Ontology annotation, biological process: endoplasmic reticulum to Golgi vesicle-mediated transport. The coding region runs from base 168 to 764 and encodes 198 amino acids. NCBI's taxonomy places the organism in Eukaryota, Metazoa, Chordata, Mammalia, Carnivora, Mustelidae. Gene Ontology annotation, molecular function: SNAP receptor activity. Gene Ontology annotation, cellular component: Golgi apparatus.
AAAAAUUUUUAGGACCAGAACCGGAAGUCGGCCUCGGGCCAGGCGGGGAAGCCGGCGUCCGACCCGUCAGCAACCUGCGGUGGUCCCCAGGGGCGGUGGCUGCGCUGCUCCCUGCGAGGCGGUCCCGCGGGCGGGCGGGCGGGCGGGCUGCCCGGAGGCGCGGCACCAUGAAGCUGUACAGCCUCAGCGUCCUGUACAAAGGCGAGCACAAGGUGGUGCUGCUCAAAGCCGCGUACGACGUGUCCUCCUUCAGCUUCUUCCAGAGGUCCAGCGUUCAGGAAUUCACGACCUUCACGAGUCAGCGGAUCGUGGAGCGCUCGGCGAAAGGCAGCAGAGCUUCUGUCAAAGAACAAGAAUACCUGUGCCACGUCUAUGUACGAAACGACAAUCUCGCAGGAGUGGUCAUCGCUGACAGCGAGUAUCCAUCCCGGGUGGCCUUUACCUUGCUGGAGAAGGUACUGGACGAAUUCUCCAAACACGUGGACAGGAUAGAGUGGCCAGUCGGAUCCCCUGCUAGCAUCCACUACACGGCCCUGGACGACUACCUGAGUCGGUACCAGAACCCGCGAGAAGCCGACCCCAUGACUAAAGUGCAGGCUGAGCUGGAUGAGACCAAGAUCAUUCUGCACAACACCAUGGAGUCUCUUCUGGAGCGAGGGGAGCGGCUGGAUGACUUGGUGUCCAAGUCCGAGGUGCUGGGAACGCAGUCCAAAGCCUUCUACAAGACAGCUCGGAAACAGAACUCGUGCUGUGCGAUCUUGUGACGGCAGCCCGUGGAGGCCCUCGUGCCCAGCCGGCCUGGCCGUUAGCGUCAGAACCGCAGUCCCUGGAGAAGCAGAGCCACCGUGGAGAGACCCGCGUGGGGACACAUUUUCACUUGGGAGCUCCUGGCAGGAACUGAGGGGUUGUGGAAGGGCCUGGGGCUUGGGAACAUUCAAAUUUACAUGUCCGGUGAUUUUUGAAAAGCUCGUUUGAGGCCCCCAAUGGCCUGUUCUUGGGCCAGAUGAAACCAUAAAUUCAAAUGACUCACAUAAAAACAAAACAAAAAAAA